UCUUUCUGCUCCUUUAUUAAUCUCCGGUUAUUCAUUGGAAAGAUUCGAUGUGUGUUAAAUUGAUUCGAUUAGAACUGAAUACGACCAAAACUUGCAAGUGAUUUCUUUUUAUUUAUUGAAGUUUUGGCAAGAAAGCUCGAAGCAGCUUUCAGUAGCGUAAUUCGAUUAAUUUUCGACCUGGCUGGUGAACUCAUUGGCAUGUAUUCCAAGAUCUUUCCCGCGAAAAUGAUUGGACAAGCUGUGAUGCCGAGAAAUUCGUAUGAGGAUUCGACGGAAUGAAUUGCCACAAAACAGACUCACGGUCAUUUCAAUGCAUCAGCAUUAGGAGAAGUGAAGUGCCAUCCAUUGUGCCGAAAAUGAAGUACCAAACCCAGAAAAGAAGAAGAGGAAUGGACCCAGAAAGGGUAAAAGAUCUAUCUGCUGCAUAUCAUUCUUUUCAAUGUGAGAAAAUUUAGAAAGUUGAUGAACUGUGUUCAUCAUUGCAACGGGUAAACCCAACUCACGCCGGAAAUGAGCUUUACGCUCCAAUUUUGCCUUUUGUUUUAGUCCGAUUCUUUAGUGGAUUACCAUUCACUGGCAAUGAUUACUGUUCCCCCAAAAGCAAUGCAACACUCGCAACACGCUCAAUUUCGGCGAUUUCUCAAAGCCAAAAGAACCAUGAAACAAAAGGCCAAUCUGUCGCCACCUUUCCCUCAAAAAAGUUGCACUCGCACCUGCAAUUCCUCUCUUGACUUUUUAGAGCAGCAGCCAUCAUGGACACUCGAUUGAAAAGUUCUCACCGCCAUCAUCAAAGUCAUCGCUCAUCAUCGCCAAACGCCCUUCAUUGCAAAGCACACUUGACACCAGGAAGCAGACUCAGAGACUCAGAAUUGCAAUGCAAGGAAGAGAAGCUUUAGAUUAGAGGGGACAGGGGGGCGGGGUUGGCGGGUUCGACGGUAGGAGAGAUGGGCAUGAUAACGGUUGGAGUCGCCGAGUUGAAGCCGAGCGUGUCGGGGAGGCGGUCGCUCCGUCCGAGUUCGAGCGUCAGGCACACUAUCGAAUGGCCAAUAUCUGAUGUCUCCAGCGAUCUCACCGUUGAAGUAGGAGUCACAACCUUCGCACUUCACAAGUUUCCUCUUGUUUCGCGGAGCGGUCGGAUUCUGAAACUGUUGGUGGACACAAAAGAAUCGAAAGCCUCACGGAUUAGUCUCCGGGAUGUCCCAGGCGGUCCACAGGCAUUCGAGAUAGCUGCCAAGUUCUGUUAUGGCAUAAACAUAGACAUUUCAUUGUCCAACGUCGCAACACUUCGCUGCAUAGCUCAUUACCUGGAGAUGACCGAGGAAUUGGCUGAGAAAAACCUGGCAUGCCGAACUGAAGCUUACAUUAAGGACAUGGUGCUACCGAACAUAUCUAUCUCAAUCACCGUGCUUCAUCAAUGCCAAAACCUGUUACCCACCUCUGAAGAGAUCAACCUGGUCAGUAGGCUGAUCAAUGCCAUAGCGAACAACGCUUGCAAAGAGCAGCUCACGUCGGGCUUAUCCAAGCUCGACCGCAAUUUCUCAGCAAAGCCCAUUGAGGACGUGGAACCAGAGACGCCUGCAGAUUGGUGGGGAAAAUCGCUUUCAGUACUCAGUCUCGAUUUCUUCCAGCGAGUUCUAACGGCGGUCAAGUCGAAGGGGCUAAAGCAGGACAUGGUCAGCAAGAUUUUGGUGAACUAUGCCCAUAAUUCUCUUCAGGGUCUCAUCCUUAGAGAUCCGCAUUCUGCAAAAGCGAGUUAUUCAGACUUGGAAUCGCAGAAGAAGCAAAGGGUGAUUGUGGAAACGAUAGUCAGCUUGCUUCCGACACAGUCGAGGAAGAGCCCCGUCCCGAUGGCAUUUCUUUCGAGCUUGCUGAAGAUCGCCAUUGGAGCAUCUGCGUCCGCUUCUUGCAGGUCCGAUCUGGAGAGGCGGAUUGGCUUGCAGUUGGACCAGGCCAUUCUCGAGGACAUCCUCAUCCCCGCGAAUUCACACGGGAAUGGGCCAAGCCUAAUCUACGACACAGAGUCGAUCUUGAGGAUAUUUUCCACUUUCUUGAACUUGAACGAGGACGAGGACGAGGAGGAUGAGGACAAUCAGCUGAGGGAUGAAAACGAGAUGGUUUGCAACUUCGAGAGUCCUGGAUCCCCGAAGCAUAGCUCGCUUCUCAAGGUCUCGAAGUUGUUGGACAACUAUCUUGCGGAGGUUGCCCUGGAUCCCAACUUGUCACCGUCCAAGUUCACAGCGCUCGCCGAACUGCUUCCCGACCACGCCCGCGUAGCAAACGAUGGACUCUAUAGAGCUGUCGAUAUCUUCCUCAAGGCUCAUCCGAACGUCAAGGACACGGAGCGAAACCGGCUGUGCAAGACCGUCAACUGCCAGAAACUGUCGCAGGAAGCCUGUAGCCACGCGGCGCAGAACGAGAGGCUGCCAGUGCAGAUGGCAGUCCAAGUCCUGUACUUUGAGCAGAUCAGGCUGAAGAGCGCGGUGAGCGGAGCAAGCGGGCCGCAACAUGGCACAUCCUUCAUGGGGUCGGCCAGCUUCGGAGGGGCCGGCCCGUUCCCGCACCGCUCGGGGAGCGGGGCGGGCGGAGGGAGCGGGGCCAUCUCGCCGCGGGACAACUACGCGUCUGUGAGGAGGGAGAACCGGGAGCUGAAGCUAGAGGUGGCCAGGAUGAGGAUGAGGCUGACGGACUUGGAGAAGGACCACGUCUCGAUGAAGCAGGAGCUCGGGAGGCCACACCCGGCGAGCCGGCUGCUGAGGUCGUUCACCAAGAAGCUGAGCAAGCUCAACGGCUUGUUCCGGAUGAACUCGACGAGGGCGCAGCCGCAGGGGAGCAAGGCGAACUCGGAGACGGGCUUCUUGUUUCAGAACCACAAGAGGAGGAACUACUCAUUUUCUUGAACCACCAUGUUGUUUGAGCUUCGACCGUAUAGAUUUACUGUAUCGUUUGUAUCUCACUGGGGUUCGUCGACGGACAAAAUGCCACUGCCAGGCAAAGGCUAAGCUCCGCAUUAUCGUCUUCCGUGCUCAGUCAAUUGUUCAUAACUUCGUCUCAGACAAUGCAGGAGUCAACGAACCCUGGCGUGUAAUUCAAUAAUUAUUUAUUGUGAGCAAACCAUGUCAACAAAUGACUCCGUGGCCCAAUGGAUAAGGCGCUGGUCUACGGAACCAGAGAUUCUGGGUUCGAUCCCCAGCGGAGUCGACUCUUGUCCUUUUAA
This is a messenger RNA of Rhodamnia argentea, 3214 nucleotides long. Its product is annotated as BTB/POZ domain-containing protein At1g03010-like. Gene Ontology annotation, molecular function: protein binding. The record is from RefSeq and is a predicted model, not a curated record. NCBI's taxonomy places the organism in Eukaryota, Viridiplantae, Streptophyta, Magnoliopsida, Myrtales, Myrtaceae. The transcript is spliced from 4 exons. Bases 945 to 2897 code for a protein of 650 amino acids.